AUGACAGCUCCGGCUGAAGAUCAAGAGACAGAUCCUCCGACUUUAACGGAUUCUGUUAAGGAUGACCCAAACAUCGCUAACGCUCGCCUCACUGAAACUGACCCGAGUGGCAUCCGAGAAGAUCGUAUAUUCUUGACUAAUUCAGAAUUGAAAGCAAAUGAGGGCGAUUCAGCCUCUCCUACCCGAGAGCUAGAUCAUUCCCAGGGAUCUACCGAGUCUCCUUCCGAAUUGAUGUUGGAACUGAAAGGUUUGCGAGAAAGACUGCUCUUCCUUGAAGGGAAAGUAGCCGAAUCAUCAGACAAACAUCGUGUUGUAGAAGACGAUGGACAACUACGUAAACAGAUUCGUAGAGCUCGAUACGCCAAAGACUGGGUUUACAAAGCAGAAGCCCUCGCGGAGGAGACCCGAGACGAUCGACGGGGACUCGGAACGAAUGGCCCUUUUUUACAUGGUGUAUUGGAAUCGGGUGCUGAGGGCUACGAGGGUGGUAUUGGUGACGGAGGGGUACAAUUUCAGAGCUAUGACGAAAGGGCUGCUUGGUUUGAAGUUCCCACUGAACCGCAUCGUGGGUUGCGUCCUCCGACCUCACUGCGACCACACUACUCUCGAAAGCUUGGACCUCCCAAUGAAUGGGAUACGUCAGACAGCGACGAAUGGAGUAGCAAUGCAUCAAUAGGUACGCGGGAUUUUGAAUAUUUCCGCGCAAGACUCCGAGGAGAUUUCGAGUGGGAACUUGAUCGUUUGAGUGCCCAGAAAAAAAGAUUCGAGAAGCACAAAAAGAGAAAGCAAGCCGAAACAGAAAAGGAAGCAAAGAAACAAGGGCAGACCGACGGAGCGGAUGGAAAAGAAAAUGACAAAGCUCCCGUUAUCGAACCCGGCCUAAAUUUUGUGGAAUGGGCCGAGUUCAAAGCCUGUGGGAAAACAGUUGCGAAGUCUUCCAGUGUUAUUGACGUACUCGUUGGAGAGCCGCAAAUGUUAGGUGGUUUCUUUCAGCAUUAUCACAGCAAGUCUUUCACAGAAAAGGACAUUUCUCAUCGCGUGAAAUUAGCUGAAGUUCACCAUACGCAGAAAGGUGAAAGUGGAGGUCAAGGCUCUGGACGCGCGAAUUCCUCAGAUGGGAGAGCCAUUCUUCCAGAACGAAUUAGGAUUCACUCGAGAGAGAUCAUCAGAACCCUCAGCAUAGUCCAUGGCUCUGGGAUAACAUCAGAUGACGUAUCCGACGGCUCAAUAGUUAUGCUCCGUCCUUAUCGCAUGUUAACAUACUACGAGAGCGAAAUUCGACAGUGGCAUUCGCGUUUGGAAGAAAGAUUUUCAGAAAUUGAGUCAGGGGCUGAGAAGAAGCUCGUGACUGACACUGAGAGACCACUCAGGGACGCGGAAACAACCGACGAUAACGGAAAUGAGGAUAAAGACUCAGCAAAACCAGAUGCAACUGGAGUCGCAGAUCCGGAGGGCUUCAGUAGUUCCAAGGCCGCUAUGGAACAUUUGGCAUGCUUGCUCAAGUUCAUGGAUGAAUACGUACAGAAAAGAUUGCAAUAUCUACACAGUCCAAGCUGUGACAAGAUAUUCUUUUCUGACAUCUGGCAAUUGUUCAAACCAGGAGACCAGGUUAUGUCUGCUGAUGGGAAGCAGGUUUACCAGGUUUUCAAUGUAACUUCACCACCUCACAUUGGCAAAGACAAAUGGUCCAGGUUUGCAAAGGAGAAGGAUGAGUCUGAUGAAGCACCUCCCAACGAAGACUAUGUCAUCCACUGUGUGUUUGUUCACUUUGAUGGCUAUCAAAUCGGUCCAGUGGUGAAAGACGUUACUAUCUCGAAGUUCGACGGCGAAAAGGCAGUGACGUCUUUGAGCAUCUAUCCUUUGCGAUGCCACGUUCGGUUGAAACUGGAAAGGCAGAUUAUGACACUGAAACCGACUGGUGAUGAAGUUGAUCAGGCUGUAAGAGACGGCGUCACAGAGCUUCGUGAAACUCUUGUCGAAAGAGGCAAACUGUUUACCGAGGUGGCACAUGUCAAGCACAUGUAUUACUCAGGACUAACCGUUGACACUCGGGACGAGGUUCAAAGUCAGGUUAUGAUCGAUUUUGAAGAAGCCUUCCUGGUAGAGAAUAAUAACAAUUGGAGACCGGAAGUCAGGCAUUUAAUCGGCAUGAUUGCAAUGUCUGACUCUACAACUACUGACGCACCAUGCGAAGCACUGUGCUGUUCAAAGGAUACGGUGCACAACGAUAUCUAUGUGGACAACAAACGUCAUCACGAUUUCAUGAAAGAGAUGCUAAGAGGGGUCGAGGAUGGCAUAGAUGACUUGCCGCCAGCCUCUGUAUAUCCUCGCCCAAUGGACACGUCUGACACAGGGGGACGUCCUUUGACGGAAGAUGAGUUGCUCAUUAUGUCGUAUUCUGUUUUUGGAUUCGUACUCCGUGAUCGUUCUUGGGCCAAGUUGGAUCUAGCGCACCUCACACAUGUUACCGACUCCGCCGAAGACGCUCCUACAGUUGAUGAUGAGACUGAAGAUGACAAGACGGCCUUUGGUCAGCUGGUUUUGCCAUCAGGCCAUAAGAAAAUGGUUCUAUCACUCAUAUCUCAACAUUUUCGAAACAAAGAAACGCAGCGAGAAAGGGACAAAGAUGAACAAGUUGACAUUCUACUUGUUCGUGGAUAUGUUUCUAACAGCCGCAUAGGAAAGGGACUCAUCAUUCUCCUUCAUGGCGCCCCAGGAGUAGGAAAGACAACAACCGCCGAGGGUGUUGCCGAGAAGUUCAAGAAGCCUCUAUUCCAGAUAACCUGUGUCCUUUCUCCUAUUGCCCUAAAACCUGAGACCCUACUGAUAACGAUCGCAGGUGACCUAGGAUCGUCCCCUAAGGAAGUGGAAGACGCCUUGCAAACCAACUUCGCCCUCGCGAACAGAUGGGGUUGCAUUCUUCUCCUCGACGAAGCCGAUGUUUUUCUGGCUGAAAGACGAAGGGAUGACUUUAAUCGAAACGGAUUGGUUGCAGAGUAUUACGCAGGUAUCCUAUUUCUCACCACAAAUCGCAUUGGGGACUUUGACGAAGCUUUCGCGUCUAGAAUUCAUAUGAGCCUUCAUUACCCACCUCUCAAGCUCCUUUCGACGUCAAAGAUCUUUGAUCUCAACCUCAAGAUGAUCAAGAAACGAUAUCAGGAAGCUGGCAGGAAGAUAACGAUUGAUGUUGAACAAAUACAAGGCUACGCCGAGGAGUAUUGGGAGCGAAACGUAAAGGCACGACUGAAUGGUCGUCAAAUCAGAAAUGCUUGUCAGACUGCAUUGGCUCUCGCAGAGUUUGAUGCUCAGCCGGAAGGUAGCAAAUAUGAUUUGGCAGUCAAGUCAGAUGCCAAGGUCCACUUGACAGUCAAGCAUAUUCAGACCGUUUCGGAUGCUUACCUUGAGUUCAUCGAGUACCUCAAAGCGGUUCACGGCACCGAUGCAGAAACUCAUGCCAAUGAGGCAGGUCUACGGGCCUUGGAAACAGCAUAUUUGGCGAUGAAAUCAAACGCUGGACAUAGAGGAAUGGGGUCUACUGGUAGAAACUCAGAGGCACCACAGAACCCACUUCAUGACUUCAGAAUUCAAGGCCACUCACAGCAAUCCCAAACGCAGAUACGACCGGACGCAGGUAAAAUGGGGCAGCAACAUCACCAAGGGCCCUCGUAUGACCCAAGGCAGGCUUCGAUGGGAUCAUACAGUACCCCACCGCGGAUGGGUGGUCCUCAGCCAGGCAUGGGUUUUUAUGGACAGGCAGCUAAUGUUGCGAGUCCGGUCUAUCAGCGAACUCCAGAGAAUAUGCAAGCUUCUGAGCAGUACCAUUACUCUGGAGGUCAACAACAUCCCUCACUGUAUCAGCAGAGGUCGUAUUCUCCAUCUCCAUCCGGUUCAAACGCACAGUCUCAGCAUAUGACAGACCCUGCCACCCAUCCAAACAUGCCCUCGACGUACAAUGAACCAUUCAGACAACAGGAUCCGAGGAUAGGAGGUGUGUAG
This is a messenger RNA of Fusarium venenatum, 3996 nucleotides long. The record is from RefSeq and is a predicted model, not a curated record. NCBI's taxonomy places the organism in Eukaryota, Fungi, Ascomycota, Sordariomycetes, Hypocreales, Nectriaceae.